Camelina sativa (false flax) is the source of this 2330-nucleotide messenger RNA. RefSeq lists its product as uncharacterized. The record is from RefSeq and is a predicted model, not a curated record. Lineage: Eukaryota; Viridiplantae; Streptophyta; Magnoliopsida; Brassicales; Brassicaceae.
UUGGUUAUGGUGCAAAUUCGCCCUUUUAAAAAUGCUCAUAAUAAAAUACUAUAAUAAUAUUAUUUUUUCCAAAAGAUGCCGAUUAGGUUUGCGAUUUGAAUGUUUCUUGACGGCGGAUCUCGUGAUGGUUUAUGGUGGUUUCCUUUUGGUUUUUUGGAUUAUGAGGCUGGGAGUAUACGAUCCCUACUGUCGGAUGCAGUGAUGGAUCAGUAUCGGGGGAAUCAGAAAUUUGGGAUUUGGAGAAAGAGGGAUCUCGAUUUCCAGGGAUCUACAUUGGGAGUUUGGCGGAUUUCCCAGAUUAUGAAAGAUCCGAUUUCCUUGACUGGUGAUCUGUUAUCUAUGGAAUUUGUUUGUGAUUGUUUUGGGCGAGUUGGUUUUAGAUAUGGAAAGUGGGGAUUCUGGUUUCAGGAAGCUUCGGGUAAGCAAAUAUUCGGUUUACUCUUGUUUAGUGAUCGGAUUAGUUGCUCAAGGAUUCGAUGUCUAAUGGAGAUUGAAAGCGCGGAUUCUGGUUUAUCAAUAUUUAUAUGGAUCCGUGUCGUGCUUACUCUCAUCAUCUUGUUUUCUUCAUUCUUUCUGAGUACUUUCAACAGCUUUUUCUACAUUUUCGGGUUGUUACUCUGUAGUGCUUCGUUUUCAUCAAAGGCUUCUCUUUGUGUUCCGUUUUCUGGUAGGAUUAUCAUGGCUCAACUGAACCUCAACAAAGGAAAGGCAACAAUGGUUCGAACAGAGACAGUGAAAAUCUCCGACUCUGUGAUGGCACAUCGUAUUCAACAGUUUUCUUUAACCCUCAUUGGGAGGUUGAUGAAUCCUACGGUUCAGAGAAUGGAGUCCCUGGUGGCUAAUUUGCCAAAAAUUUGGAAGCUAGAAGAGAGGGUUGAAGGUGCGGAUUUGGGUCAGGAUACGUUUCAAUUUAAUUUUGAAACAGAGGAAGAUCUUCAGGGUGUGUUAAGGAAUGGUCCUUACCACUUCGAUAAUUGGAUGUUAGCCUUGGUUCGAUGGGAACCUAUCAUUUCAAACACUUAUCCCUCUGCUAUUAACUUCUGGGUGAAAGCUACUGGGAUCCCUAUGCAUUUCUGGGAGACUGCAACUCUUCAAGCUAUAGGGAAAAAGAUUGGGAUACUUCGUGAUGUCGAUGAGGAAACUGGUAGUCUUUUUGUGACUAUCAAUGGCUUUAAUCCUCUCAUUUUCCACCUGGUGGUCCCGUUUAACACUGGAGAUGAGGUGGUGGUCUCGCUAGAGUAUGAGAAGCUGAUCGGUUUUUGUACUCAUUGCUAUAGGCUCACUCAUGAUCAGAAGUUCUGUCCCGAGUUGAGUAAGGGUGAAGGGAAUCGUGGUCAGGGUGAAGGUGUGGAUAAGAGGGGUGGUCCGUGGAAUCCUUCAUUGCUAAAACCGUCUGUUCAACAAUUUGAGGGGAGUUGGGAAAAGCCAAGAAAAUUUGCUAAGAGAGCUCUUGAUUUUAACUCAGAGUUUAAUCGAGAAAGGGAUCAACAGCAGGUGCGUCUUGGUGAGAGUUCAAAAAAUGGAUUUCGAUUCCAGGCUACUAAUCAAGGAGACGUGGGUCAGUAUAGGAGUUAUGGGAAACAUGUAGAGGCAAGAGAGGGUCACGGUGCUUCCAUGGUCCAUCAGUCUCGCACUCAUCACCCUAGAAAGGGGAGUGGUCCUGCCUGGCCGAAGCCUCUCUAUCAGGCGAAGAAGAAACAGGUUCCGCAGCCUGAAAAUGUUCUCGAUUGAGUCAUCCCUUCGGUUGAUGACAUGGUGGAUAAGGAGAAGGACUCACUCAUGGAGGAUGUUAAUGGUAUGAAUGCUGGUGAUAAUGGUGCAGGGUUUUCGGUGAGCUCUGAUGAUCUUCUCGAGGAUGGGGAAUACCAGGAGGGUGACGCUUCGGGAUUGGUUGAGGAUUCAGUUGCUACUGGUGGAGAGGUUCAUACGGAUACCGAGAAGGGUGAGUCCGAGGAGGAGGAUGAGGCUCCACAAGGUGUUGAAGGUCCACAAGGUGAGGCUAGUAAGCAGAAAGGGAUUACCAGGUCCAAUGAGAAGAAGUCCGAGGGUGGUAAUAUGGGAGGAGGAACCCGCAAACUGAAGAAAGGGAUGGUGGCUCUCCCGAAACCGCCGGCUCAAACGUGAAGAUCAUGAGUUGGAACUGUCAGGGCAUUGGUGCGGAUCUGACAGAAGGAUAUUUAGGAGAUUUGUGGAAGCAGCAUAAGCCUGAUAUUUUAUUUUUAUCAGAAACUAAAAAAUGUUUUUCUUAUUUACAAAAAUUUCAAAAGAAGUUUGGCUAUAAUAAUUUGUAUACAGUUGACCCCCUUGGUUCUAGGGGUGGGUUAGCAAUA